This is a messenger RNA of Ceratosolen solmsi marchali, 3066 nucleotides long. RefSeq lists its product as uncharacterized. Bases 725 to 2935 code for a protein of 736 amino acids. The transcript has 8 exons. The record is from RefSeq and is a predicted model, not a curated record. NCBI's taxonomy places the organism in Eukaryota, Metazoa, Arthropoda, Insecta, Hymenoptera, Agaonidae.
GUUUGUUGAUUCGUCAUCGGCACGGCGGCUCGUUAAGAGGCAGUGUAGUGCUAUAUUGCCAAAGGGUGUCCGCAACCAGUGGAAAAUUGGCUCAUAUUGUUUGAACAGAGCUCAAGCCAAAGUCGCAAAGAGCUUGGAACGGAACCCAAAUCAGAAUCUCAAGGAAGUUUGAGCAGCGAUUCCUCGCGCAGCACAACUUGGAUAGAGGAAGCAAACAAACGGCGCACGUACGCGGGUAGAACGCGCGGCCGAUGUUAUGUCGAAGGCGCGCCGCUUGCAACAAUAGUCACCGCCGCUACUGCCGCCGUCCGAAUCCUCGGCCUUAAAAGCCUCCCAAAGAUUGUUCGUCGACGGCCGCUGCAGGCCUGGACGCAAGGACUCCAGCGCGAGUGAUGAGUUGAUGCUUAAUCGCCGGAGAUCGUAAUCGUCGUGGUGAAAGUGUAAGAGUGCAAGGGACACGCGGAAUAGGCGGUGAGGGAGAUAGACUCUUCUUUUUCAGCACACGAGACUACCGCUGCGUUAGUGUAGGUGCGCGCGCGCGCGCCUGUCCGGGGCACGAGGCUUAAUGCACCUAGAGGUUCACAACUGGUAAAGGAUAAAAGUUACUGCAGGUUAGCAAAACCAAUUAUUUGCAAACUAUAAAUUCUGAAUGAUCUGCAGCUGAGGGCUGCCCAAAUUUUGGCUUUGAAAAGAGCCAAAAGCAACCACAAAGGUCACAUAGGACAUGAGUGCACCAGCUAUAAAGUCAUCCAUGCCUGGAGUAGGGACACCUACUGCAUCUACUGGCCAUACCAUGUUGCCAAUGAACAUGGUAGCCCAGAAAGUGGUGCCAUCCACUGAUCAGGCAAGCAGUGGCAUGAAGCCACUGCAAGGUACCAAUCUCAAUUAUGUGACGCUACAGCCAGCCAGUCAACCCCUUAGUUUGAUUCAAGAACAUCGAGCACCUACUUACCAGACACCUUUUUCCAAUAACAUUCCAACUGAGCAACAACAACAGCCACCACCACAGCCACAAUCACAAGUGCAGCCACAACCACAGCCGCAACAACAGCCACAGUCACAGCCACAACUGUUACAUAAAGAGUUAGAACAGCAACAGGAUCUUAACAAGCUUGUACAAAAUGGCACAGAGCUACCAAAGAUCGAAAAGGACAAACAGGAAAAUCUUGGAUCAGCUAUACCUAUUUCAACAGCCCCAAUUGUUAGUGCUGCGUUACCAACUACAGUUUCAUUACCAAUAGUGGUGCCAGCUAUUCCCAUUAACGUCUCAUCCGUUCCUAUAGUGAGCAAUAUUAUAAACACCACAUCAGUACCACCUAUUCUGCCUGCAGUCGUAGUCACAGUACCAAUGACAACUUCCCCAGUCAAACUACCGAUGGAGCAACCAAAAGUCAAUAGCUCUAAUGUAGACGGACCUAUCAUUGAGCGACAUCAGGAGCCAGAAAUUACGCCGAAAUCAAAGGAUGAGUCUACUCAAGGGAAAUCAGAUAAUCAAGAAAAAAUGUUAAAUUUAGUGCCAGCACCAAUUGUACAAAAUAAAGAAGAAAAUAAGUCUCCCAUAAGCACUCCACCAAAAGAAGACACUACUUUGGUUUGUACGUCACCACAAAAAAUAUCAUUAACACCAGUAUCAUCGUAUAAAUCUGAAGAGAGUUCACCUAAAACAGAAUCUCCUUUGCAAAAAUCACAGAAAAUGGCGACAGUAAAAUCCCCCGAAAUUCUCGAAAAGAUAGAUAUCAAGGAAACUAAAAUACCAGUAUCACGACCUGCCAAGAGAAAAUCACGAGAAUUAAAAGAACCUAAAAACACAAGCUCAGAAGGUGGCCCAAGAUCGAAAAGAAAUAGAGUUCAGACGACUCCGUAUCAAAGUCCAUUACCCGAGAUUGCGAUGAUAGUAAAAAAUUUGUCUAAACCAUCGCCUAAGGGUUCUGAUGACAAGCUUAUUGUAUUUUACAAGAAUGAAUUUUUAGCUGUAAGAAAUACGGAAGGAAGCUUCUAUGUUUGUCAAGCAAUGCAAAACAUUUACAAAUCUAGUAAACGUAUUCGUAUUCGUUGGCUUUGCCAAGAUAAAAAUAAUGGUGAAAUAUAUUCUCCAGAUUUUUACGACUUUACAGAUUUUGACUGUAUAUUGACAAAUCUGAAUUUAAACAAAGUCGAAAAGAACAAAUACCAAUUGACCAAAUAUGAAUUAUUAAGAACAGAAAAUAUUUUGAAAAGAGCUAUUGACGUUGAAGCUGGUGUUUCAGAAAAACCACGGGUGACUGAAGAACAUCCUGAUGGUUUGGACUUAUCAUUAUAUAAAGACGAAGCACAAUUGAAGAAGAGAAAAGGAAAAGGAAAGACUGGCAAAAGUAGUAAAGGAAAACGCCAACGUAAGAAGAGUAACAAAGAAUCUAGCGACUCCGAUGGAGAUGGAGAUGAAGAUGAUUCAGAAGAAAAUGAAAAUGGCGAUGAUUCAAAUGACAGUUCUUCCGAUGUCGAAUCACUUGAAAAAAAAUCAUCCCCAUCGAAUUCUCGCAAAGGAAGUCAGAUAAAAAAACGGUCGGGUAACAAAACUGCAAUUGUACAGACCUCUGUAGCAUUGAAGGGUCCAAGUAGAGCCGAGCGAGCUCUUAAUAGAAGCAAGGGCCCAGUUGGACCCAGCACUUCCGCCGCACUGAGUAGUACUUCCGCAUUUGUUUCAAGUAAUAAAAAAUCACCCGAAUUGAAAAAGACUGCUGAAUUGAAGAAAGUCGUCACCAAAUUACCCGUAAGCAGCACUGCUAGUACACCAACACAAUCUAGAGCAAAACCACGCGUAGGUGCUGCAGCAUCUGCAUCGACACAAGAUCCCAAGACAACCAGCCGCCCUAAGCGGGUGGCUAGUACCACAACAAUCCCAUCGUCAUCGAAUGAAGAUAGCUCGACUCGUAAAAAACCGCGUGGUCGUGCAUAAAGCGACCUUACACUCACCUUAACUACGCGUUAUGCGUACAACAGCGUCUGCAUCGUAGGUAACAUCUAUACGUCGUGCGAGGAUUUAAAAAUUAAAUAUAUGCAAUUGGAAAAGCGAGAUUAAAAGGGAAU